CAGUCCCCCUGUCUCAGCCUCCCGAAGUGCUGAUUUUACCGGUGUGAGCCACAGUACCCAGCCCUCCAAAAUAAUACCUCUUUAUUAAAGAUCUUUGAUGACACAGAACCCUCUUUCCCCAACCUCAGCAGCAAACAGCUUUUUCAUCACGUGUGACCACCAUGGUUGAGAAAAGGGGCGGUGACCAUGAACAGUCGGUGGGGAAGGGAGCAGGAUGGGAAAAGUCGUGUUUUGACGGCGUGCUGUGACUGCGCUGGCUUCCGCAAGCAGGUAAUUUCCUGUAAAACCAUAUUACUUGGAACAUGUAAAAAUGAUGGACAAAGUUCGAAGGCAGAAUUGUACUUUCCAAUAGUUGUCGGAUAUAUAUAGAUUGCUACUAGAUAAGAGGCUUGAAGUUUUUAUGCUUUCCUUGCUAAUCGUUUUAUUGUUAGGCAGUACGUCCCUGACAUUGAAAGCCCUUGUACACCGCUGAUUCAUCACAAAUUCUUCUGGUUGGAAUUCAGGAGGCCCCCGUUUCCCUGAUGGGCAAGGUGUUGUGUCCCUUGUGUCUGAUGAGCCAUGACAUGGCUACGUGAACAGUACCACAGCCAGACCUGACUGGCUUUUGGCCACAGCUGCAGGGAGGACGCAGGGGCCUCAGGACUGCUUGUGGUUCCAAGUGGUGAAGCCCUGUCACUGGUAAAGUCUCCUGGAACCAGCAGGAGGAAACAUGGGGGAGACCGGCCUGAGAAAGCGGAGAGAGGAUGAGAAGUCGAUCCAGAGCCAAGAGCCCAAGACCACCAGUCUCCAAAAGGAGCUGGGCCUCAUCAGUGGCAUCUCCAUCAUCGUGGGCACCAUCAUCGGCUCCGGGAUCUUCAUCUCCCCUAAGUCUGUGCUCAGCAACACAGAAGCCGUGGGGCCCUGCCUCAUCAUAUGGGCGGCUUGCGGGGUCCUCUCGACGCUGGGUGCCCUGUGCUAUGCAGAGCUUGGCACGAUGAUCACCAAGUCUGGGGGUGAGUACCCCUACCUGAUGGAGGCCUACGGGCCCAUCCCCGCCUACCUCUUCUCCUGGGCCAGCCUUUUCGUCAUGAAGCCCUCGUCCUUCGCCAUUAUCUGCCUCAGCUUCUCCGAGUAUGUGUGCUCACCCUUCUACCCAGGCUGCAAGCCUCCUGAAAUUGUUGUGAAAUGCCUGGCUGCCGCCGCCAUCUUAUUCAUCGCGACGGUGAACUCACUGAGCGUGCGGCUGGGAAGCUAUGUCCAGAACAUCUUCACCACGGCCAAGCUGGUGAUCGUGGCCAUCAUCGUCAUCACUGGGCUCGUGCUCCUGGCCCAAGGAAACACAAAGAAUUUUGAGAAUUCUUUCGAGGGCACCCAGUUGUCUGUGGGAGCCAUCAGUCUGGCGUUUUACAAUGGACUCUGGGCCUACGAUGGAUGGAAUCAACUGAAUUACAUCACAGAAGAACUGCAAAACCCUUACAGAAACCUGCCCUUGGCCAUUGUCAUCGGGAUCCCCCUGGUGAUGGCAUGCUACAUCCUCAUGAACGUGUCCUACUUCACCGUGAUGACCACCACCGAGCUCCUGCAGUCCCCAGCCGUGGCUGUGACAUUUGGUGACCGUGUUCUCUAUCCAGCUUCUUGGGUCGUUCCACUUUUUGUGGCAUUUUCAACCAUCGGUGCUGCUAAUGGGACCUGCUUAACAUCGAGCAGACUCAUUUACGUGGCGGGCCGGGAGGGCCACAUGCUCAAAGUGCUUUCUUACAUCAGCGUCAAGCGCCUCACUCCAGCCCCUGCCAUCAUCUUUUAUGGUGUCAUAGCAACUAUUUAUAUCAUCCCUGGUGACAUAAACUCGUUAGUCAAUUAUUUCAGCUUUGCUUCGUGGCUCUUUUAUGGCUUGACGUUUCUGGGACUCAUUGUGAUGAGAUUUACAAAGAAGGACCUGGAAAGGCCUAUCAAGGUAAGCUUGGAUUCCCAGAAGUCACAAGUGGCUUUGGGUUUUUUGUAAUGAAUGAGAUAGAGG
This is a messenger RNA of Cebus imitator (Panamanian white-faced capuchin), 1996 nucleotides long. RefSeq names its product solute carrier family 7 member 9 (gene SLC7A9). The coding region runs from base 710 to 1981 and encodes 423 amino acids. Gene Ontology annotation, molecular function: L-amino acid transmembrane transporter activity. The transcript is spliced from 12 exons. Gene Ontology annotation, biological process: amino acid transmembrane transport. The record is from RefSeq and is a predicted model, not a curated record. NCBI's taxonomy places the organism in Eukaryota, Metazoa, Chordata, Mammalia, Primates, Cebidae. Gene Ontology annotation, cellular component: membrane.